GCACCCGAGUCCCAACACUUCUACCACCCCUCCGCAAGCUGCACAGAGAUAACGCCGUGGUCCCCCUCCACCGCGCCCCCAACGACCCAGCAUCCAUAUAUCAGCGCCAGCUCUAGCCACGCAAAGCUCCCCGCCUUCGCCCCGCUCGCUGUCUCUGGCGUCUAGCAAUCGAUGCUGGCGACUCUGUAGCAGUAGUAGGCACCAGCAACGGGCGUGAAACGUGUCCUUAGAGCAUUCUCCCCAACCCGUCCGGCACGAGCCAUCCACGUACACGAGGCGCGGUCAUCGGCUUUGUGACGCAUCGCCUUGUUUGAGAUCCUCCCUCUCACCCCUCUAGCCGAUCCCGCCCAAAGCACCGCAAACAACCUUCACCCUCCCUAUCUCUCGAGCCGCGCGCAGAAGAGUGCCAGCCCGCCAGCGCCAGAAUACCAUUUGAAUGAGCCCUUCGCCCGACCACGCUGCCGACCUCACCCAUCCCUAUUCAAACGUCGGCUAUCUCUACCAGCAGCAGCGGAACCGCCCCAAAGCCCUGGAGCACUUGCAGUCGCGCGGCCGGCACAUUUCGAGAUAUGAGCUGGGAAGAAAAGAUAGGUACGGGGAGCGCGUCACACGCAUCUACCCGCGAGAGUUAACCAAAUCCCCGCCCUCACGAUACCCGACCGGUUCCCCCCCAGCGCAGCCUCCUUAUAAUGCUACAACUUCCCCACUGCUGUCGGCUCUGGGCACGACUACAAACACUGCGGCACAAUACACGAGCGAGUGGACGAAGUCCUUACCCUUCUUUGCCAACCAGCCACCUCCAACCAACGGCAUUAGUAUCAGUGGAUCACCUCCGAUCCAUCAUUCUCCAGCAGGACAAGGAGGCAUGUCAAGCUCGCCCCCCGCACCCGGAAUGAGGCCACUGAGCCACCCGAACCACUACCCUAGUUUCGGCGGGCGGCUGCAGCCCUCUCCCAAGCAGUCGCCCGGGAGAGAUAGGCGAGCUUCCAUGUACUCACAGUACGGCGCUCGGACUCCAUUCCAGAACAACCCACCUCUCCCCCAUCAACCACAAGCUCACUACUAUAAUCUUCCUGAUUUCGAUCUGGGCUUGACUCCACCUCCUAGUGACGGCACUAUACCAGGAGAGCAUGGGUACUUUUGUGGGUUCGAUACUAUCUGCAUGGGGGGAGAUGACGCUUCGCAGAUAGCUGAGAAUGUGCUCCUGGUUGGUUACGAGGGCGGGCUUGAGGUUUUCAGAGUCGAGAAGGGAAGGAUGGACCUGGUCGGUCGACUUGAAGGUCUAAAGGGGAGUGUGAUUGGCGCGAAGAUACUUCCCUGGGCAUCAAGAAGAGACCCACUAGCCUCUACAAGACCUCUCAUAGUCCUCAUCAUUCACGGUCCGGCUGUCGACGACGUUAGUGCUGGAAGUGCGUCUAACUCGGUUGCUGUCACGGACGAACAUGACGGCUCGUCGAAUUCUCCCAGCAGGCCAGCGUCCAAUAGCGGCAACCCUGCUGUGAACUCGAUCUCAGGCUACCGGACCACCCUUGAGGUGUAUUCCUUGAAAGAGAGGAAGCACCUCUCGACGUUGUAUACAAGCCCACCUGUGCCCAUAACAGAUCCAAUCGAAAGUCCGAUGUUCCAACCUCCACCCCCCAUAGGCGACUUUGUAGUUGACGCAAAGGGCAAAUUUGUCGUCCUAGCUUCUGGAGCUAGCGGGGAGGUCUUCGUCUUCGCUCCCUACACUAAAGUUAAUACCGAGACCCUGGGUACAUUCCGGUGCAUUGGUAAAGUUUGGACUUCAGUCCAGUUCCGGGAUCGUGGAUCACAUUCUAGUUCCUCAAGUGCAGCCGAUGUGAACAGUCACGAAGAACAAGUCCCCGAGCAAUAUGGCGUGCCUUUAUUCUCUCUUAGUGACCGCUGGCUAGCUGUUGCGCCUCCUUCAUCAACAACACUCCUCCCGAUCGAUGGUGUUGCAACGACAUCGAAGUCACACGAACGACCUCCAGGCUUAGCUCACCACUCUGUUCCACCUCAGCCUGCGCCGACAUGUGCAGUCGACGCUCCGGAGCCCGAUGGCUUACUGAAUCGACUGACAAGAGAAGGUACUCAAGUUGCCCUAAAAGGAGCACGGUGGGCUACGGAUAAGGGAAUUCAGGCUUUCAAAAGCUAUAUGGGUAAAUCGGCACAGCCGAAUGGAACCGCCAAUGGUAACUAUGGCACAGAUCCGUUCAUACAAACACAGCAGCCUUACUUUCCACCAACCCACGGACAUCAUCAAGCUCAACCGAGACCGGAGUCUACGGUCAUAUCUAUACUAGACCUCCAGAAGCUAGUCGAGGCGGAAGAGUCGAAGAACAAAAACGCUCUCCAUCCCGUGGCCACUUUGCCAGCAGCCUUGGGAUGCAGUUUUAUGUCCUUCUCUCCCAGCGGACUGAUGCUUAUGACCGUCAGCAAGAAAGGCGACUUCCAGGACGUCUGGGAUCUGAAGCGUAUAAAUCACCGGAAAGCUCGCAAGUCAUCAAGAGAGAUCUCCUCUGGCCCUCACGUCCGCCAGGUCGCCCGAUUUGCACGCAUGACUGUCACAAACGUGAUCGACGUCGUCUGGUCUACACCACGUGCCAAUCGCUUAGCUGUGAUCACCGACAAAGGCACCGUCCACAUGUUCCUUAUGCCGGCGUCCGCGUUCCAAUGGCCGCCUUCUCGCCGUAUCAGGAAGUCAGACGGCGCUUCUAAGACUAAAUCUGACGAAAGCAACAACACUCCUACCGCUCGACCUAGCGCGGUCAAUUCGGCUAUGCAAGCUCUCAACGGGACAGCAAAGCCCUUCCUCAACGCCGUCCGUACUCGUAGCGGGAGCAGUAACGGUUCACGCUUCCCGUCCUUCAGUAGCCUUGGUCUGGCACCUGCAGCCGGCGCGAAGAGCGGUAAAGCAGUAGCAGCUGGGCUCGGGAAGUCUAUUGGCGCGGCAACAAGCAACAUCCGCCACGCAGGCGACAAUAAGCUCACCCUACCACCUUCACAAUCUGGUGUCAAACCCUGUAGCGUGCGCUGGUUGACAGGGAAGGGCCACGGUUCCAUCGCACUCGUUGCAGGUGGUAUUCUUCAGAUUUACAAGAUCCAGAUGCGCCCCGCAACAGGCAAAGGCAAGAGCAAAAAUGCAACCGCUAUCUCGAAACGCAAAAUCGUCGAGUUUGGCCUCAUGCCUGUACGUGGCUCUAUGUUUUCACCCGCAGUCAUUGCUCUGCUGCAACCGGACGAGGAGAGACCUCACGAACUGGAACCCACCCGCGAUAUGGACAUCCACGGGGAGUGGAUUCCCCGCUCGUUACCGAACCGUCGUGGUAGGGGUGGCAUCGCAGGCGUGGCAGGCGGGAAGAAAUCCCCUGCACCCGCGCCGCUCAGCCUAGCAGAGAUUGAGACAAACCCACCUUACCAGCCCUUCUACACCGACCGUCGCGUUGCACGGUUCCUGUUCGCAAAGCCGGCCCCGCAGGACGAGCAUCAACAUCACAGCUACAGUGAGUGGGACCAGCCGCCCAUGUCUCCCAUGCAGCCAUCGUCGCAGAACCUUCACGUAGAUGACGGUAAUGCGUGGGUGUUUGGAGAUGAAGUUGACGCCGUGCGCAUCUCAACGCCUGCACAACAGCUUUACGACAUAGGCGAGGGCGAAGGUGGAGAUGGCGAUGAAGGUGCGGUUGCGGCAGCGGUGCAGAACAAGGUCGUGCUGAGGGAUGGGGAAGAGGAGGUGGAGCAAGUUGUUGUCACGACACGACGUCGGCGUGUUCGCCGGGGUGAGGGCGAGGAGGGGGAAGAGGGCUUCUUCGAGGAUGAUUGCGAGGUGUUGGACUUUGCAGAGGAUAGAGUAUGAAAGGUGAGGAGUGCCUUCUUGGCGCAGUUUGAUAUUUACGGGCAUUCAAGGCAGAUCUCUUUGGCAUUUUGCUCUUUUCCAGUCUCUGCUUUGCUCUGGUUGGUUCCUUGUCGGCGUACUGGACUCGCAGGAUGGGAUUAGAUGGGUUCGAGCGGGCGUAGGGUUGCUUUUGCGCUUGCUGCGGGAAGUAGGUGGCCAUUGUGGCUUGUGGAAUGGAUAUCUAGAUAGUGAAUUAAGACAGUCAUGUCU
Molecule: messenger RNA, 4102 nt
Organism: Mytilinidion resinicola
Lineage: Eukaryota; Fungi; Ascomycota; Dothideomycetes; Mytilinidiales; Mytilinidiaceae
Exons: 2
Coding region: 437-3853 (1138 amino acids)
Biological process (GO): response to starvation; autophagy
Cellular component (GO): cytoplasm
Molecular function (GO): protein binding
Source: RefSeq, a predicted model, not a curated record